This is a messenger RNA of Betta splendens (Siamese fighting fish), 6222 nucleotides long. It is a transcript of the gene myh6, whose product is annotated as myosin, heavy chain 6, cardiac muscle, alpha. Gene Ontology annotation, molecular function: ATP binding; cytoskeletal motor activity; actin filament binding. The transcript is spliced from 2 exons. The record is from RefSeq and is a predicted model, not a curated record. Gene Ontology annotation, cellular component: myosin complex. Lineage: Eukaryota; Metazoa; Chordata; Actinopteri; Anabantiformes; Osphronemidae. Bases 43 to 5847 code for a protein of 1934 amino acids.
AUUGUUUCCCUCCACUCUGAAGCCAUACCACCUGCCUCAACCAUGGGCGACGCUCUGAUGGCCGAGUUUGGAAAGGCUGCUCCGUACCUGAGGAAGUCUGAGAAAGAACGUUUGGAGGCUCAGACCAGAGCCUUUGACAUCAAGACUGAAUGUUUUGUAGUUGACGACAAAGAAGAAUAUGUGAAGGGACAAAUCCAGAACAAAGAUGGAGGAACGGUGACUGUAAAAAAGGAGGAUGGAACCACAGUAGCCGUGAAGGAGUCAGACGUUCAUCCCCAGAAUCCUCCCAAAUUUGAUAAGAUUGAGGACAUGGCAAUGUUCACGUUCCUCCAUGAGCCUGCUGUGCUGUUUAACCUCAAAGAGCGUUAUGCUGCCUGGAUGAUCUACACCUACUCCGGGCUCUUCUGUGUCACUGUCAACCCCUACAAAUGGCUUCCUGUCUAUGAUGCUGAUGUGGUGGCAGCCUACAGGGGGAAGAAGAGGAGUGAGGCGCCCCCUCACAUCUUCUCUAUCUCUGAUAACGCCUAUCAGUACAUGUUGACUGACAGGGAGAACCAGUCUGUGCUCAUCACCGGAGAAUCUGGAGCAGGAAAGACGGUGAACACAAAAAGAGUCAUUCAGUACUUUGCCAGCAUUGCUGCAGUUGGUGGAGGAGGUAAGAAAGACACCAGCAAGGGGACCUUGGAGGAUCAGAUCAUACAGGCAAAUCCUGCUCUCGAAGCCUUCGGCAAUGCCAAAACACUGAGGAAUGACAACUCGUCCCGUUUUGGAAAAUUCAUCCGAAUCCAUUUCGGUACAAGUGGCAAGUUGUCGUCUGCUGACAUUGAAACAUACCUACUGGAGAAGUCACGCGUGACUUUUCAGCUAAAGGCUGAAAGGAACUAUCACAUCUUCUACCAGAUUCUGUCCAAUCAGAAGCCGGAACUGCUGGAUAUGCUGCUGAUCACCAACAACCCAUAUGACUACUCCUACAUCUCCCAGGGAGAGGUAACAGUUGCCUCCAUCAACGACUCAGAGGAGCUGAUGGCCACAGACAGUGCCUUCGAUGUGCUGGGUUUCACCCCAGAGGAAAAGAUGGGUGUCUAUAAACUAAUUGGUGCCAUCAUGCACUAUGGCAACAUGAAGUUUAAGCAGAAGCAGCGCGAGGAGCAGGCGGAACCAGAUGGCACCGAGGCUGCUGAUAAAUCAGCAUACCUGAUGGGGCUGAACUCUGCUGACCUCAUCAAAGGCCUGUGCCAUCCGAGAGUCAAGGUAGGAAACGAAUAUGUGACCAAAGGCCAGAGUGUGGACCAGGUCUACUAUGCCAUCGGUGCUUUGGCCAAAUCAGUGUAUGAAAAGAUGUUCAACUGGAUGGUGGUGAGAAUCAACCACUCUCUGGACACAAAACAGCACAGGCAGUAUUUCAUAGGAGUCCUUGACAUUGCAGGAUUUGAGAUCUUUGAUUUCAACACCUUUGAGCAGCUCUGUAUCAACUACACCAAUGAAAAACUGCAACAGUUUUUCAACCAUCAUAUGUUUGUUUUAGAGCAAGAAGAGUACAAAAAAGAAGGCAUUGAGUGGGAGUUCAUUGACUUUGGAAUGGACCUGCAGGCUUGCAUUGACCUCAUUGAGAAACCACUUGGGAUUUUGUCCAUUCUGGAGGAAGAAUGCAUGUUUCCCAAAGCCAGUGACCAGACCUUCAAGUCCAAGCUCUACGACAAUCAUCUGGGUAAGAACAAGAUGUUUGAGAAGCCAAGAGCAGCAAAAGGAAAAUCAGAGGCUCAUUUUGCCCUGGUACACUAUGCUGGGACUGUAGACUACAACAUCAGCGGCUGGCUGGUCAAAAACAAAGACCCACUAAAUGAAACGGUCGUGGGUCUCUACCAAAAAUCCUCCCUGAAGCUUCUCAGUCUGCUGUUUUCGAGUUACUCUGGAGCUGACUCUGGUGACAAGGGUGCUGGCAAAGGAGGGAAGAAGAAGGGUUCCUCGUUCCAGACAGUGUCUGCUCUACACAGGGAAAACCUGAACAAGCUGAUGACUAAUCUGAAGACGACACAUCCCCACUUCGUCCGCUGUCUCAUUCCUAAUGAAAGAAAAACUCCAGGAAUAAUGGACAACUGCCUUGUGAUGCAUCAACUGCGCUGUAACGGUGUCCUGGAAGGCAUUCGGAUCUGCAGGAAGGGCUUUCCCAACCGGGUGCUCUAUGGGGACUUCAAGCAACGCUACAGGAUUCUAAAUGCCUCUGCAAUUCCCGAGGGCCAGUUCAUAGACUGUAAAAAAACUGCAGAGAAGUUACUAGGAUCACUGGACAUUGACCACACCCAGUACAGGUUUGGCCACACAAAAGUGUUUUUUAAAGCUGGCCUACUGGGAACACUUGAAGAAAUGCGAGAUGAGCAGCUGUCUCGCAUCAUCACCAGAAUCCAGGCUAAUGCGCGGGCUCUGCUCAUGAGGGAGCAAUUUGCUAAGCUAGUGGAACGCAGAGAUGCACUGAUGGUUAUCCAGUGGAAUCUUCGCUCAUUCCUUGGUGUCAAAAAUUGGCCUUGGAUGAAGCUCUUCUUUAAGAUUAAACCCCUGUUGAAGAGUGCGGAGUCAGAGAAGGAGAUGGCCAACAUGAAGGAUGAGUUCAACAAGCUAAAGGAGACUCUGGAGAAAUCAGAAGCAAGACGGAAGGAGCUAGAGGAGAAAAUUGUGACUCUUCUUCAAGAGAAGAAUGACCUGACUCUGCAGGUUCAGUCUGAGCAGGACACUCUAAUGGAUGCUGAAGAACGUUGUGAACAGCUCAUAAAGAGCAAGAUUCAACUGGAGGCCAAGCUCAAAGAGAUGACAGAGCGACUAGAGGACGAAGAGGAAUUAAAUGCCGAUCUCACAGCUAAGAAACGCAAGCUCGAAGAUGAAUGCUCCGAACUGAAGAAGGACAUUGAUGACCUGGAACUGACUUUAGCCAAAGUGGAAAAAGAGAAACAUGCCACAGAGAACAAAGUGAAAAACCUGGUGGAGGAAAUGGCUUCUCAGGAAGAGAACAUCAUGAAGCUGACCAAGGAGAAGAAGGCCCUGCAGGAGGCUCACCAGCAGACACUGGAUGACCUUCAGAGCGAAGAGGACAAAGCCAACAGCUUAACCAAAGCUAAAGCUAAGCUUGAGCAACAGGUGGAUGACCUGGAGGGUUCACUGGAGCAGGAGAAAAAAGUCAGAAUGGACCUGGAGCGUUCAAAGAGAAAGCUUGAAGGAGACCUGAAACUAAUCCAGGAGACAGUGAUGGACUUGGAAAAUGACAAGCAGCAGUUGGAGGAAAAGCUCAAGAAAAAAGACUUUGAGACAGUGCAAAUAAGUUCACGACUAGAAGAUGAGCAGGUGGCCUCAGUUCACCUGCAGAAGAAACUGAAAGAGAACCAGGCCAGAAUCGAGGAGCUGGAAGAAGAGCUGGAUGCUGAGCGUGCAGCCCGGGCCAAAGUGGAGAAGCAGCGCUGUGACCUUUCCCGUGAGCUGGAAGACAUCAGUGAACGUCUGGAGGAAGCAGGUGGUGCCACUUCAGCUCAGGUGGAGCUUAAUAAGAAGAGAGAUGCUGAAUUCCAAAAGCUGCGUCGAGAGCUGGAGGAAUCCACCCUUCAACAUGAAGCCACGGCUGCCACCCUGAGGAAGAAACACGCCGACAGUGUCGCUGAGCUAGGUGAACAGAUUGACAAUUUGCAGCGGGUGAAGCAAAAACUGGAGAAAGAAAAGAAUGAGCUGAAACUGGAGCUGGAUGACUUAUGUUCAAACAUGGAGAGCUUGGUGAAGUCCAAGUCAAACAUUGAGAAAAUGUGCCGAACCAUGGAAGACAACAUGAACGAGUACAAGUCCAAGUAUGAGGAGGCCCAAAGAACAGUAACCGACCUGAGCACCCAGAGAGCAAAGCUCCUAACCGAGAACGGUGAGCUGGGACGGCAGGUCGAGGAAAAGGAGUGUCUAAUAUCACAGCUGACCAGAGGGAAGAACUCCACCAACCAACAGGUAGACGAUCUACGCAGACAGCUAGAGGAAGAAGUCAAGGCCAAGAACGCGCUCGCCCACGCUCUGCAGUCGGCUCGUCACGACUGUGAUCUGCUACGAGAACAGUUCGAAGAAGAGCAGGAAGCCAAAGCGGAGCUUCAGAGAGCUCUGUCCAAAUCCAAUACUGAGGUCUCUGCCUGGAGGACAAAGUAUGAGACUGAUGGAAUUCAGAGAACAGAGGAGUUGGAGGAAGCAAAAAAGAAGUUGGUUCAGAGACUGCAGGAAGCAGAGGAGGCUAUAGAGGCUGUGAACGCGAAGUGUUCAUCCCUGGAAAAGACCAAGCACCGCCUCCAAAAUGAGAUUGAAGACCUGAUGCUGGACCUUGAGAGAUCCAAUGCAGCUUCUGCAGCACUAGACAAGAAGCAAAGAGCCUUUGACAAAGUUUUGGCAGAGUGGAAGCAAAAGUUUGAGGAGUCACAAUGUGAGCUGGAGGCCUCUCAGAAGGAGGCUCGCUGCCAGAGCACUGAGCUCUUCAAACUGAGGAACGCCUACGAGGAGUGUCUGGACCACCUGGAGACCAUGAAGCGAGAAAACAAGAACCUACAGGAGGAAAUUUCAGACCUUACAGACCAGCUGGGAGAGGGGGGGAGAAGUGCGCAUGAAUUGGAGAAGAUACGAAAGCAACUUGAGCAGGAAAAGGCUGAGCUCCAGUCAGCACUGGAGGAAGCAGAAGGUUCACUGGAGCAUGAGGAGAGCAAGGUCCUCCGUGCUCAAUUGGAGUUUAACCAGGUCAAGGCAGAUCUGGAGCGGAAACUGGCAGAGAAGGAUGAGGACAUGGAGCAAGCCAAGAAGAACAACCAGCGGAUGCUGGAUUCUCUCCAAUCCUCCCUGGAAUCUGAGGUCAGGAGCCGAAACGAGACCCUGAGGGUGAAGAAGAAGAUGGAAGGAGAUCUAAAUGAGAUGGAGAUCCAGCUGAGCCAAGCUAACAGGCAAGCGGCCGAUGCCCAGAAACAGCUGAAGAGCCUUCAGGCGUUCAUGAAGGACACUCAACUGCAGCUGGACGAUGCUCUGCACGGAAAUGAAGACCUAAGAGAAAACAUCACUCUGCUAGAACGACGAAAUAACCUAAUCCAGGCCGAGCUGGAGGAACUUAGGGCUGCGCUCGAACAGACAGAACGAAGUCGGAAACUGGCCGAGCAGGAGCUAAGUGAUGCGACAGAGCGAAUCCAGCUCCUGCACUCACAGAACACAAGCCUGAUCAACCAAAAGAAGAAGCACGAGAGUGAUGUCCUUCAUCUCCAAAACGAGCUGGAGGAGGCCAUCCAGGAGAACCGAAAUGCUGAGGAGAAGGCAAAGAAGGCCAUCACAGAUGCAGCCAUGAUGGCAGAGGAGCUGAAGAAGGAGCAAGACACCAGCGCCCACCUGGAGCGCAUGAAGAAGAAUAUGGAACAGACCAUCAAAGACCUGCAGCAUCGUCUGGACGAGGCUGAGCAGGUGGCCAUGAAGGGAGGCAAGAAACAGCUCCAGAAGCUGGAGUCUCGCAUCAGAGAGCUGGACAAUGAGUUGGAGGCAGAGCAGAAGAGGGGGGCAGAAUCCAUCAAGGGAGUUCGCAAGUACGAACGGCGCAUUAAGGAGCUCACCUACCAGACCGAGGAAGACCGCAAGAAUCUGUCUCGACUCCAGGACCUGGUGGACAAACUGCAGAUCAAAGUCAAGUCCUACAAACAUGCAGCAGAGGAGGCGGAGGAGGCAGCAAACAACCACUUGUCGAAGCUCCGCAAACUGCAGCACGAGCUGGAAGAGGCAGAGGAGAGGGCCGACAUCGCCGAGUCACAGGUGAACAAGCUGAAGGCCAAGACGAGGGAGGGAACCUCCAAGAAGGGCCUAGACGAGUGAGCUGGCAGCAGGUGCUCGUGGUUCUGGAUAUGAUGUGGACCCAAACCCAACCACAUUGUCCUCAGAGGAGACACGAGCCAUUACUGGACUAUGUCCCAAGACGUUCAUGUUUAAUUUUAUCGAACAUUUACACUUAUGUCCUAUUUAAAUCAUCUGUUGUGCUUUCACCUCAAACUAUAAAUGAUUUUGUUUAACUGCUUCAGGCUGAAUCAAGAUGUUCUGUAAUGAGGGGAGACAGUAUCCCACUUUCAGUCACGUCUUCAGGUUCCAGCUGAUACCAGAAAAUAUCAAUCAAUAUGAAAACUGACACUAACAUUAUUAUACGAGAUGAUGUGUUGUCAUUAAUGAGCAGAGAAAUAAAACUGUGGCUGAUCA